Molecule: messenger RNA, 2016 nt
Organism: Antechinus flavipes (yellow-footed antechinus)
Lineage: Eukaryota; Metazoa; Chordata; Mammalia; Dasyuromorphia; Dasyuridae
Gene: SERGEF
Product: secretion regulating guanine nucleotide exchange factor
Exons: 12
Coding region: 70-1449 (459 amino acids)
Source: RefSeq, a predicted model, not a curated record
CCGCUCCGGGGCGGACCCACACCCGGAAGCUCCGUGGGAGCUGACCGCUGCUGUGCGGUACGCGGAGGCAUGGACCGUGAGUCGUGCCGGCGGGAGGCGGCUUCUGCCCCGGCCCGGGCCGUCACUUUGCUUCUGAGCUGGGGGGCAAAUAGCUAUGGGCAGCUUGGCCUUGGCCAUAAAGAAGAUGUGCUUGAGCCCCAGCGGCUGAACGAUUUCUGUGAUCCCAAACGCCUUAAAUUGCUGACUGGAGGAGGAGGACACUCAGCUGUGGUCACAGAUGAAGGGGAGCUUUUUGUCUGUGGCUUGAACAAAGAUGGUCAGCUGGGACUUGGUCACAUUGAAGAUGUUUUGUCUUUUAUCCCUUGCACACCAUUGGCUGGCUGCCCUGUCUUACAGGUGUCCUGUGGCUGGGAUUUUACAAUUUUGCUCACAGAAAAUGGUCAGGUUCUAUCAUGUGGCUCAAAUUCAUUUGGUCAAUUGGGCCUUCCUCCUGGGACCAGAAGACAAGUUAUCCCCCAAGUCAUAGAGCUCCUGAAUGAGAAGGUUGUGUGCAUUGCGGCUGGAAUGCGUCAUGCGCUGGCUGCUACAGAAAGUGGCCUGGUGUUCCAAUGGGGCACAGGCUUGGCAUCCACAGGGCGGCGGACAUGCCCUGAGAAGCCCCUCCCGCCAUUCCUGACAGCCAAGGAGCCUUGCCAAGUGACUGGACUGGAAAAUUCAAAAGUAAAGACAGUUGUUGCUGGUUCCUGCCACUCGGCAUCAUUAACAGAUGAAGGGGAGCUGUACAUUUGGGGGAGCAACAAACAUGGCCAGCUACUGAGCCCAGCUGCUUUUCUUCCCACGCCCCAGAAAAUAGAAGCCCAUUGUUUCCAGAAUGAAAAGGUCACCAUGGUGUGGAGUGGGUGGACGCACUUGGUUGCCCGGACAGAAACUGGCAAGGUGUUUACCUGGGGCCGCGCUGACUAUGGUCAACUUGGGACAAAAGUAGAUGGCCAAGAGAGAUGUACAGGAGAGCAUGAAUUACUCCUGUCCUGCACAAGAACACUGGCCACCACGCCUUCUUCCCUUCCUUGCUUAGAAGGAAUGACUGAGAUGGCAUGUGGGUCUGAACAUAACCUGGCUGUGGUGGGCUUCACCAAAGUGCCCCAAGAGUCCAGGAUGCAACAACAACCAAAAAAAGGAAGCUCCUGUUACUCUUGGGGCUGGAAUGAGCAUGGCAUGUGUGGAGAUGGUACUGAAGUGAAUGUCUGGGUCCCGAAGCCAGUGGAGUCUCCAAGUUUAGCCCUGUGUCUUCUUGUGGGUUGUGGAGCUGGUCACUCUCUCGCUGUUGGCCAAGCCCCAGCCUUGCCAUCAUUGCACUGGAGCUCCCAGGACACAGAGUCAAGCCUGGAAAACACACAGCAAGAGAAAGCAAAGGGAAGAAGCACAAACAUUGUUCCCACACCAAGCUAGUGUGUCCUAAAAAAGGAGAUUUCAUGCUUAAAGGACCUUUUAAUAAAAUCGAUUUGGACAAUUUUGUGGACUUGUUCAUUGGGACACAGCAGGUAAAAAGGGGUAAGUAUUUAGAAAGUGCUGAUCAUUUGAACAGCAGCUGGAUGAGAGACAGGGAAAAUGCAAUUUCCUGAAUAUCCAAGAAACUUUACUUUUCAGCAAAUGAGAAUGAGAACAAAGGGACAUCAUUAGCAGCUUUCAAAAGGUAACAAAUUUUAAUACACAUGGAUUAGGGAACAGGGAUUAGGGUUCCAUUGAUUCUCAGAUCACCUUCAUCUUCCUCCUGGCAGCCUCCAGUGGUGCUGAAGUCAGUAGCUCCUUCAUGGAAUUUUGUUUUUGCAAAAGACUUCAGAGGUUAUCUAAUAGAAAGAUUUUUAACUUUUUGAGUGUCAUGGAGCCAUCUGGCAGCCUGGGAAGUCCUUUUCUCAAAGUAAUAUUUUUAUGCAUAAGAAUAAAAUACAUGAGAUUACAAAGGAAGCUCAUUAUAUUGUAAUAGAGUUAUCAAAGUAUAUAUUUUUAAAAGACAAA